This is a messenger RNA of Colletotrichum acutatum, 1022 nucleotides long. RefSeq names its product SET domain-containing protein. Bases 300 to 899 code for a protein of 199 amino acids. Lineage: Eukaryota; Fungi; Ascomycota; Sordariomycetes; Glomerellales; Glomerellaceae. Gene Ontology annotation, molecular function: protein binding. The record is from RefSeq and is a predicted model, not a curated record. The transcript has a single exon.
GACAUGUGUGUUUUUGCCUCUUGUUGCGUUGUAAGGUCGUGGGACGGGAGAAUUGAAUGUAGGUUCAUGAGCCACUUGAGUCAACCCACUUUGAAACCUAAUAAACACCGGUUGGGCGGGCGCUUGUUGCUGAGGAUCUGGCUUUCACCUCCAAGUUUUAACAACACUUGCAAUUCAAUAUUACACAAAUUGAGAAGUUUUCGCACUCAACCAUCGCUCAUCUGGGUUUGUGCCAGCAUACGUGGUGCCUCAACUACAGCACCCAAUUCACCAAAUCCUGCAUGUAGCCACCAUCGGCCAUGUCACAGCCCAAAAACUGGCCCUCGGGUCUGCCAUACCUUUUAGCGCCGGCACACUCCAAGCUCCUGAGCCAAGCACAACGGCAAGCCAUCGCACAGAAACCCCCAGACGUGCCCGACAUCCCCGCGCAAGCCACCGUGCUCCCCAGCCCGCUGGUCAAGAUCACGCCCAUCACAGACGCGGGGCACCCGGCCCAGGGCCAGUGCGGGCUCUUUGCGACACGGCACCUCAAGCCAGGGACGUUUGUCCUGCCGUACCUGGGCACGGUACACCCCGGGGCCGGGACCUUGGAAGCCGAAGCCGGGACGGAGAAGUCGGAUUACGACCUGUGGCUGGACCGGGAGGCCGAGGUGGCGGUGGACGCGGACAAGGGCGGGAACGAGGCCAGGUUCAUCAAUGAUUAUCGGGGCGUUGGGGAGAGGCCUAAUGCGGAGUUUCGGGAGGUUUGGUGUCAGAGGUGGAGGCAGAAGUGUAUGGCUGUGUGGGUGCUGCCCGAGGGCAAGAAUGGACGGGGGAAGGGGGGUAUUGGGAAGGGGGAGGAGAUUUUGGUGAGUUAUGGGAAGGGGUUUUGGGGGAGUCGGAGGAAUGAGGAUGGUUGAGGUCCUUUUGGCAUUAGAAUUGUUAUUGCCUAAAUGAAGACACCUCACAUGUGAUAUAGAUGACAAUGGGUUAUUUGUAUUGAUCUACCUAUUCUGUCGUCCAAGUGGCUAGGACUGACGUCC